Molecule: messenger RNA, 805 nt
Organism: Selaginella moellendorffii
Lineage: Eukaryota; Viridiplantae; Streptophyta; Lycopodiopsida; Selaginellales; Selaginellaceae
Product: cytochrome P450 98A8-like
Exons: 2
Coding region: 31-678 (215 amino acids)
Molecular function (GO): monooxygenase activity; oxidoreductase activity, acting on paired donors, with incorporation or reduction of molecular oxygen; heme binding
Source: RefSeq, a predicted model, not a curated record
GCUGAUAAUAAUCUCUCAGAUAUAUCAAUUAUGGCCCUCGUCACUGACCUGGUUGUAGCGGGAAUUGACGACAUGAAGGGAGCUGUAGAGUGGGCGAUGGCAGAAGUGAUUCAGAAUCCCCCUGUCAUGCAAAAAGCGCAGGAAGAAAUCCAAGAGGCAAUCGGGACCGAGCGCCUCCUAAGGCCUUCAGAUGUCCCCGGCUUGCCUUACAUGCACGCAAUCCUGAAAGAGGUGUUGCGACUUCAUCCAACAGGCCCACUUGGAGUCCCUCAUUUUAAUCCCAAGGAAGCUGUUCUAGCUGGCUACAAGAUCCCGAAAGAGUCCACUGUGCUCAUCAACAUCUGGGCAAUUGGACGAGAUCCAAAACACUGGCUUGACCCAGAAGACUUCCGUCCUGAACGCUUUCAAGGAACGGAGAUCAAGGUGGUCGGACAAGAAGCGCAGCUGGAGAUGAUCCCAUUUUCUGCUGGACGCAGGAUGUGCCCGGGGCAUCCAGUUGCUGUUCGUUUCAUCCCCUUUGCAGUUGCAAGCCUGAUUCAUGCCUUUGAUUGGAGCCUUCCACCGGAUCAAAACUCGGUCGACCUGAUGGAGAAGGGUGGUACAAUCGCAAGCAAGCUGGCUUCAGAGCUAACAGCUGUCGCAAGUCCCCGGUUGAGCUGCAAAUCUCUGUAUGAAUGAGGAAUUCAACUGCCGGACUAUUAUAUAUCAGUGCGCUGAUCCAAACAUAUCCAGUCUUUGACUUGAAUGACAAUCGUUUUCCGGAGCCACUGGCACCAAUAUUCCUUUGGUUCUGGUGGUACCUUCC